Molecule: messenger RNA, 2622 nt
Organism: Eruca vesicaria subsp. sativa (arugula)
Lineage: Eukaryota; Viridiplantae; Streptophyta; Magnoliopsida; Brassicales; Brassicaceae
Source: the annotation of a GenBank genome assembly
AUGAAGAUGAACAUGAAGAAGUUUCUAAAAAAGCUCCGUAUCACUCCGAAUCAACGCGAAGACGGAGAAGGCGGCUCAGUCUCUAACCGGAGCAACAAGUCUAGUGAUGCAGAGCCGUCUCCUUCAUAUAGCCAUGAGUUCAAACCCUUUGCUGGCUUUUCUAAUUGGUUAAGCUCUGUUGCUCAGAAGAGAAGCGCAACAGCUUCUUCCAAUGCUAAUAAUAAUGGGGAUGAGACGAGAUUGGAACAUGGUGGUGGUGGUGGUGGUGGGGCUCCUGUUGUGUCGGAGUCUGUGAUGAAGGAUUUGAGUUCUGGUAAUUCUAAGGAUCCUGAGGUUGAGGAAGAGUAUCAGAUACAGUUGGCUUUAGAGCUGAGUGCUAAGGAGGAUCCUGAAGCUGCUCAGAUUGAGGCUAUUAAGCAGUUUAGCUUAGGUUCUUGUCCUCCUGCUCCUGAGAAUUCUCCAGCUGAACUCAUGGCGUUUAGAUACUGGCAUUAUAACUGUCUAGGCUAUGAUGACAAGAUCGUGGACGGUUUCUAUGACCUGCGUGGAGUGAUAAAUGAGUCUUCCUUAGAAAAGUUACCUCCCUUAGUUGAUCUUCAGGGGACACUUGUGUCAGAUGGUGUUACUUGGGAAGCUGUUCUAGUGGACAGAAGCAAAGAUUCUAAUCUGUUAAGACUUGAACAGAUGGCUCUUGAUAUUGCAACGAAGUCAAAGUCAGUGUCUUCUUCAGGGUUUAUGAACAGUGAAUUGGUAAGGAAGCUGGCGGUUUUAGUUGGAGAUUAUAUGGGUGGACCAGUUGUAGACCCAGAUAGCACAUUAAGAGCUUGGUGGAGUCUGAGCUACAGUUUGAAAGCAACCCUCUCUAGCAUGGUUUUGCCUUUGGGUUCUUUAACAAUUGGAUUGGCUCGUCAUCGCGCCUUGUUGUUCAAAGUUUUGUGUGAUAGUGUUGGUGUUCCUUGUCGAAUAGUCAAAGGACAGCAAUAUACCGGUUCAGAUGAUGUGGCAAUGAACUCCAUUAAGACUGAUGAUGGCAGGGAGUACAUUGUUGAUCUCAUGGGAGAUCCAGGCACCCUCAUCCCUGCUGAUGCAGCUGGACUACAAAUGGACUAUGACGAUUCUGUCUACUCUGCUAGUCCCAGGGACGUUGAUUCAUCUCAUGUAGCUUCUUCCAGCAGUUGGGUUGAGACCUCAUUUGAAGAGCCCGCGGAAUCUUGGUCAGCAGAACAUCCCUCUAGGACCAAGGGUUCCUGGGAGGAAAAGCAAUCUGAAGGUGUAGGGGAUCUCAUGAUCCGUCCAAAUACUUUUAAAGAAGUUGUGGGAAGCCAAAAGGCUCCACUUCAACAUCUUUCCAGCAAACCUACUCAUUCUUUCACUCAUGCCAGAUCGCCUUCUUGGACUGAAGGUGUUAGCGCUCCAGCUGGACGCAGGAUGAAAGUAAAAGAUGUUUCGCAAUAUAUGAUCGACGCUGCCAAAGAGAAUCCACAACUAGCUCAGAAGCUUCAUGAUGUGUUACUUGAAAGUGGAGUUGUUGCUCCUCGAAAUUUAUUUUCCGAAGUUUAUUCAGAAUCAACGGACGCAACAGUUGAAAUCAAAUUUGUGUCUGAAUCCAACGAUGAGAAAGGAAAAGAUGUUGGAACAGUUCAACAAGGAAGAAUCCAUAGCAAUCUUGGUCCUGUGAGGUUUUUGCCUCCGCUCCCAAGACCUCAAUCUAAAGCAAAUACUCAUGACCAACAUGAAGUUUCAGGACCUGGUCUUGGUAAUUUGUCUGAUUCUUCACAUUCUGAAACAUCUACCGACUAUUCCAGAAAUGUUCCUGUUGCCGUAGCUGCAGCUGCUGUUGUUGCAUCUUCCAUGGUCGUUGCUGCCGCCAAGUCAGCAAACUCGGAUUCCUCCACCUUAGAACUUUCUGUUGCAGCUGCUGCUGCAGUUGUGGCGACAGCUGCAGCAGUGGGCAGGCAGCUUGAAAUAGAUUCACAAAGCAAUGAGGAUGGUGGUUCUGGUGGGCUGUAUGGGCCAAGUUCAGGAGGAGAAAGAAUAUCCGACAGAUCAACUGGCAAUGAAAGUUCAAAAUCUGAUGCUGCCAUUGAUGAUGUGGCUGAAUGCGAGAUUUUGUGGGAGGAAAUUACUGUGGCUGAGCGUAUUGGACUGGGAUCAUACGGAGAAGUGUAUAGGGGAGAUUGGCAUGGAACUGCAGUGGCCGUCAAGAAGUUCAUUGACCAAGAUAUUACCGGAGAGGCACUGGAGGAGUUCAGAAGUGAGAUCCGGAUGAUGAGAAGGCUCAGACACCCUAACAUUGUUCUCUUCAUGGGUGCUGUGACCCGUCCACCAAACCUCUCAAUUGUUACAGAAUUUCUUCCUAGAGGUAGCUUGUAUAGGUUAAUCCACAGGCCUAAUAACCAAUUAGAUGAGCGAAAGCGUCUGAGGAUGGCUCUUGACGCUGCUGAAUGGAUGGCUCCAGAAGUACUUAGAAACGAACCUGCGGAUGAAAAGGAUCCAAGGUUAAGACCAAGUUUUGCAGAGAUUAUGACCUCUCUAAAGCAGCUACAGAAACCUAUAGUGAGUCCAAACAUUCAAAGAGCAACUCCCAGUUCUUCUUCAAUGAUCACUGAGCAGGAACAAUAA